Messenger RNA from Capsicum annuum, 1338 nucleotides. Its product is annotated as influenza virus NS1A-binding protein homolog A. The transcript has 2 exons. The coding region runs from base 34 to 1155 and encodes 373 amino acids. NCBI's taxonomy places the organism in Eukaryota, Viridiplantae, Streptophyta, Magnoliopsida, Solanales, Solanaceae. The record is from RefSeq and is a predicted model, not a curated record. Gene Ontology annotation, molecular function: protein binding.
UAUUACCAACAAAAAAAAAUCAACAACAACACUAUGAAUUUCAGUUCUUCUCAUGAUUCACAAAAUGACAUUAAUUGUUAUCGAGUUUAUGUCUCAUUUUGUGGCAAAAAUUAUAGUAGUACUCCUAAUGUUAACAUGUCGAAUUGGAUAUCGUGUUACUACCCUUCAACGAACUCAUGGAAUACUCAUGUUACGUCAAUUCCAGGUCUUCUGGAGAACCACGUCCUGAAGGAUUUCGCGAUGGUUAUUAUUCGCGAGGAAAUUUAUGUAAUUGGAGGACGACAAUGUUACAAGGAUGUAAUUGGUAGUUAUGGAAAUAAUAACGGUCAAGAAAUCGACAUAGAAAUUCUUCCUUCUGUCCUUAAAUACAAUGUUUGUUCUGAUUCUUGGACUAAAUGUGCACCUUUAGGAACUCCAAGGUUUAAUUUUGCAUGUAUGGCUUCUAAAGAUGGUAAAAUUUAUGUGGCUGGUGGACAAACAACAUUUGAUGGUGCUAAGGGUACUUCAUUGGCUGAGGUUUAUGAUCCUGUCCUAGAUGAAUGGAAACAACUCCCUAAUAUGAGCACCACCAGGUACAACUGUGUUGGUGUGUCAUGGCAAGAGAAAUUUUAUGUGGUUGGGGGAUUUGCCAAAAGAGAAAAUAUUAACACUAAUCAAGGACCAUAUACUAUGGAAAGAAGUUCUGCUGAGGUGUACGAUCCAGAAGAUGACACAUGGCAUUACGUGGCGAGGAUGUGGGACCUAGAUGUGCCACCUAAGCAAAUAGAAAAUGUUGAGGGGAAGCUUUUUAGCUCAGGUGAUUGUCUAAAUACAUGGAAGGGACACAUUGAAUCCUAUGAUGGGAAACACAAUAUAUGGUAUAUUGUGGAUGGUUCAACUUCACCAAUAUCUACAUUAGAAAUUGACAAACAAAAUAAUUGGCCAAAUUUGGAAAGAAUUUUUUGUACCAUGGCUCCUAUAGGGACAAAAUUGUACUUUUUGGCUGGUUAUAGAAUUAUGUUGGAAGAUAAUUAUACAUCAAGAACUAGAAGUGAGGUACAUGUUUUUGAAACAUCACCAAAUGGGAAUGGAUGGAGAAGUUUAAUUGAACCACUAGAGGAAGAAAGGGAAAAAGAACUUUGUAGUCAUUCUUGUGUUAUGAAAUUGGAUUCUUGAUUCUUGAUUUAUUUCAUCUUUUGACCAUUUACAUCAUUAUUGAUAUGAAAAUAAUGGAUAAAAUCGGGUUCGAUUGUCAACUAUCCUUAUCGAAAAUAGGAUUGAUUAUUGAUACAUUGAAGGCAAAGGUUGCAGUGGCUUUUCUUUCGAACCAAUAGAGGAAGAAGGGGAAAAAGAACUUUG